AUGAAAGAAACUUCAAUGGAAAACAUGUCUAAAGUUGGGUUGUUAAUAUUACUAGUUUAUAGUUUGUUAUUUGCAAUUUCUGUAAAGAGAAAUAAUGCUCUAGCUAUUGAAUGUUUAUCUUCUGACCAUGAAGCUCUUAUGGACUUCAAAAAUGGGCUUGAGGAUUCUCACAACCUUCUCUCUUCAUGGAGAAACACCAACUGUUGUCAAUGGCAUGGAAUAGAUUGUGAUAACAUCACAGGUGCAGUUGCUGCAAUUGAUCUCCAUAUUGCUUAUGACAUGCCGGACCUGAGUCUGAGUGGUGAGAUAAGACCAUCUUUGAUGCAGCUCAAGUCACUGCGGAGUUUAGACUUGAGCUUCAACGCAUUCAAGGAUAUACCCAUUCCUAGGUUCUUCGGAUCACUGGUGAAUUUGCAAUAUCUGAACCUGUCAAAUGCUGGCUUUGCUGGUUUAAUUCCACCUCAUUUGGGAAACCUUUCUCACUUGCAAUCUCUUGAUCUCACGGCUGAUAGCUUGCGUGUUGAAAAUCUACAAUGGGUGGCUGGCCUCGUCUCUUUGAAACAUCUUGCCUUGGAAGGAGUUGACAUUUCAUUGGUAGCAGGAACAGACUUGGUUAGUGCAUUAAACCAACUUCCUUUUUUAAUGGAAUUGCAUGUCUCUUAUUGCCAGAUUUUUGGUCAUAUUUCAUCUCCUCCAUCUCUCAAUUUUACUUCACUUUCUGUUCUAGAUCUUAGUGAAAAUAUAUUUAUUUCAAAGAUACCAGAUUGGCUUGUUAAUAUUAGCACCUUACAACAUAUUGACAUACACAGUAAUGGUUUGUAUGGAAAAAUACCUCUUGGUUUAAGAGACCUACCAAAACUACAAUAUUUGAAUUUAGGGUAUAACUACAAUCUCACAGCAAUCUGUUCUCAACUCUUCAUGAAUGGAUGGGGAAAAUUACAAGAGCUUGAUUUGUCAAUGAAUAAAUUACAUGGGAGACUUCCUUCAUCCUUGGGAAACUUGACUUCUCUCACUUACCUUAGUCUUUCUUCUAAUUCUAUUCAGGGUGUUAUUCCUAGUUCCAUUGGUCAACUCUGCAACUUGAAUACUCUUGAUUUAUCAAAUAACAACUUGACGGGAACUCUACCAAAAUUUCUUCAAGGAAUAGAUAACUGUCCUUCUAGAAAACUUCUUUCUAAUUUGGAAUUUUUUGUCGUCGGCCACAACCAACUGGAUGGUGAAAUUCCAAAUUGGUUAGCUCAACUUGAAAAGCUUUCCUGGCUAAGUCUUUCGAAUAAUCUACUUGAAGGUCCCAUUCCUGUUUCCUUAGGGUCAUUGCAAAAUCUCUACAACUUGGAACUUGAUGGGAAUAAAUUAAACGGCACUCUCCCAGAUAGUUUAGGACAACUUUCUAAGUUGACACUCUUAGAUGUUUCUUCCAAUAAGUUAACAGGUAUGGUAUCUCAUGACCAUUUUUCAAAGCUAAGUAAGUUGGACCUUUUGUUCAUGUCUUCCAAUUCAUUUACUUUAAAUGUUACUGCCAAUUGGAUACCACCAUUCCAAGUAUCUUAUCUUGGUAUGAGAUCAUGUGUUUUGGGGCCUUCAUUUCCACCUUGGUUGAAAUCACAAAGUAAUGUCAUAUAUUUAGAUUUCUCUAGUGCUAACAUUGUUGGUUUUAUUCCAAAAUGGUUUUGGGAUAUUUCACCCCAGUUGAGAGUUUUAAACAUGUCUCACAAUGAGUUACAAGGCUGGCUUCCAAAUCCAAUGCAUAUGUCACACUUAUAUUCUUAUGUUGCUCUUGAUCUAAGCUUUAAUCUUCUUGAUGGACCAAUCCCUGUUAUAGCUCCUGGAUUCCUGGUUCUAGAUCUUUCACACAAUCGUUUUUAUAGUGCAAUCCCAUUGAACAUAACUCAACACAUCGAUAAUGUGGGAUUUUUAUCUCUUUCUCAUAACCAACUGCACGGAGAAAUACCAAUGUCUUUAGGAGAAAUGUCCCAUGUUAUUGUCAUUGAUCUUUCAGGUAAUAACUUAACAGGUAGGAUCCCUCCAAACCUUGCAAAUUGCUCUUUUCUGAAUGUAGUAGACCUUGGGAAUAAUAAUUUGUUUGGGAGAAUUCCAGAUUCUUUAGGACAGUUAAAACGCCUCAAAUCACUGCACCUUAAUAGCAAUCACUUUUCAGGGGAUUUGCCAUCAUCUUUAAGAAAUUUGUCAAAUUUGGAAACCAUGGAUAUUAGCUACAAUAUACUAUCCGGUACUCUUCCAACUUGGUUUGGACAAAAUUUUCCAUUACUUAGAAUUCUAAUGUUGAGGUCUAAUGCAUUUUGUGGAGAAUUGUCACUUGAAUUUGCAAAACUAAGUUCCUUGCAAGUCCUUGACCUUGCUAGAAAUGACUUUAGUGGCAACAUUCCAGAUAGCUUUGGUGAUCUGAAAGCAAUAGCUCAAGUACAGAAGAAAAAUAGAUACUUAUUGUAUGGAAAGUAUGAAGAUCACUACUAUGAAGAAAGCUUGAAUGUGUAUACCAAAGGCCAAAUACUAAGAUAUACCAAGACUCUUUCUCUUGUUACCAGCGUAGACCUUUCUGAUAAUAACUUCAGUGGAAAUAUUCCUAAUGAAAUAACAAAACUAUUUGGUUUGGAGGUGCUCAACUUAUCAAGAAACCAUAUAACUGGCAAAAUUCCUGACACCAUGUCAAAUCUACUUCAACUAUCAUCUCUUGAUCUCUCAAACAACCAACUUUCUGGAAAAAUUCCUUAA
Molecule: messenger RNA, 2733 nt
Organism: Trifolium pratense (red clover)
Lineage: Eukaryota; Viridiplantae; Streptophyta; Magnoliopsida; Fabales; Fabaceae
Product: receptor-like protein EIX2
Exons: 1
Coding region: 1-2733 (910 amino acids)
Cellular component (GO): plasma membrane
Molecular function (GO): protein binding
Source: RefSeq, a predicted model, not a curated record